This is a messenger RNA of Aaosphaeria arxii CBS 175.79, 669 nucleotides long. RefSeq lists its product as uncharacterized. The record is from RefSeq and is a predicted model, not a curated record. Lineage: Eukaryota; Fungi; Ascomycota; Dothideomycetes; Pleosporales. The transcript has a single exon. Bases 1 to 669 code for a protein of 222 amino acids.
AUGGCUGGAUACAACGACCGGCAGAAAGUGUUACUGUUUCCAGACUUCUGCGAACCAACCUAUGGACGAUUGGUACAGUUGAUGAAGCCAUACAAAGAAGCAAAAUGGGAUGAAUUCAAAGAAGAGCUAGUAAGACAAUAUGCGUACAGCGACUCUGCCACCCGAACUGGAACCAGAGCAUUCCUGGCAAAAUUUGUCAAUGAAAGCCAUCAAAAAUCCUUGGAUUUCUCACUCUACUAUGCAACCUUCUCCACUUACUCAGAGGCUGCAGUGAAGAAUAAGCAAAUCAGUGAGGAGGAAGUAGGAUACUACUUCUUCCAAGGGCUAUGCUCGCAAGACCAGGAACGCAUGAUGUUUCUAAUGCCAGAGAAGGAUCGGCCAGUGGGAGAUCAAAUCAACACCUUCAAAUUCCAAGAGUUGUUUGCCUUUACCCAAAAGAUGCAUGUACAAAAGAUUGGAUUGCAGCAGUUCUCGCCAGAAGCUCAGAAAGUUGACGAACUGAGAGCAACUCAGUUAUUCAAAACAAUCAACUCUCCGCAAGGGAUAUCCCCUGCGAAGGAAUUGAUCAGAGCUUUACAGGAAGAAGAAGUGAAACGACAAAAACCAACCAAAUUGCCAAAAGGCGUGGAUCCAGAAGUAGAUAAGCUAGUUCAGGAUCUAGCUGAGUAA